Messenger RNA from Lytechinus variegatus (green sea urchin), 897 nucleotides. RefSeq lists its product as uncharacterized. Bases 1 to 897 code for a protein of 298 amino acids. NCBI's taxonomy places the organism in Eukaryota, Metazoa, Echinodermata, Echinoidea, Temnopleuroida, Toxopneustidae. The record is from RefSeq and is a predicted model, not a curated record. The transcript has a single exon.
AUGGUAAACAUUGCAAUGAACACCACGCCUGAUAGAAAAUGGUCGAAAGUGAAAUCAAAUAUCACAUGUGCUGUUAAAAACAAAUAUCAAGAUAUAUGGACCGAUAAGGUUGAGGGAUUGCUGCUCCAAGGUAAAUUCUUGGAGCUCAUGAGGCUUGAGCAGGAAGAUCUCACCUGGAAAAGUAUUAUAUACGACCUACCAUCCAAAGUUCUUAGUUUUGCAGUCAGGUCAUCUAUUGACUGUCUCCCUACUUUCAGGAACCUUCAGAGAUGGGGUAAAAAACUCUCGGCAAAUUGCAAACUGUGUGGAAAUAAACAGACCCUCCUGCAUGUUCUAAAUGGAUGCAAAAUCAUGUUAGAACAAGGUCGAUACACAUGGAGACACAACAACAUUUUGAAUGCGAUAUACGAGUGUCUUCAGUCAUCAUUAUCUGGAGAUUACACUCUCCGAGUAGAUCUUCCUGACAAAGCCAAUCAUCCCACAAUUCCUAUGAAUAUUCUACCGACUCCACUAAGACCCGAUCUUGUUCUUUCAUCUGUCCAAAAUAAAGAAGUCAUUGUUGUUGAGCUCACAGUUCCCUUCGAACAGAACAUUGAUUCACGUCAUGUGAGCAAAUGCAAUAAGUAUGCACCUCUAACUAAUGACAUUAUUGACCAGGGAUAUUCAUGCAAACUUUUCUGUAUAGAAGUAGGUUCAAGAGGUUAUGUGUCUAAGCAAAAUAAAGUUAGAAUCAAAUCAUUACUCAAAACGAUGAAACUAGGGAAGAAAAACAAAGAGAUGUUGAAUAGAAUAAGCAAGAUGAGCAUCAUGACUAGCUAUUCUUUGUUCCUUGCAAAAGACCAACCAACUUGGACCGAGCCCCCAUUGCUCAGUGUCCCGGAAAACAACCAAAGCUAG